Molecule: messenger RNA, 5387 nt
Organism: Thamnophis sirtalis
Lineage: Eukaryota; Metazoa; Chordata; Lepidosauria; Squamata; Natricidae
Source: RefSeq, a predicted model, not a curated record
GAUGUUUUCAUCUGUGCAUUCGUGCCAACUUUCUUGGCUUGGAUAUAGCAUCGUAUUAGCACCUGCUUUUACUACAGUCUGUAACUAAUAACUCAAUAAAGGAUGAGGAGAUUUGCCUACUGCAAAGUGGUCCUUGCCACUUCUCUCAUGUGGGUCUUGGUGGAUGUGUUUCUCCUUCUGUACUUCAGUGAGUGUAACAAAUGCGAUGACAAGAAAGAAAGGUCCCUGCUGCCUGCUCUAAGGGCUGUUAUGUCAAGAAGCCAAGAAGGACCAGGAGAGAUGGGAAAAGCAGUUCUCAUUCCCAAAGAUGAUCAGGAAAAAAUGAAAGAACUUUUUAAAAUCAACCAAUUUAAUCUUAUGGCUAGUGACAUGAUUGCAUUCAACCGAAGUUUGCCUGAUGUAAGAUUAGAAGGAUGUAAGACAAAAGUCUACGCUGAUGACCUACCCACCACAAGUGUAGUCAUAGUGUUUCAUAAUGAAGCUUGGAGUACUUUGCUUCGUACUAUUUACAGUGUUAUCAAUCGGUCUCCACACUACCUACUUUCUGAGAUCAUCUUGGUAGAUGAUGCCAGUGAAAGAGAUUUUCUGAAGCUUCCAUUAGAGAAUUAUGUAAGAAACUUGCAAGUGCCAGUAAAAAUUAUUAGAAUGGAACAACGGUCGGGGCUGAUUCGAGCUCGGCUUAGAGGUGCUGCCACUUCUAAAGGCCAGGUCAUCACUUUCCUGGAUGCACACUGUGAAUGCACUACAGGUUGGCUGGAGCCCCUGCUGGCAAGAAUAAAGGAAGACAGGAAAAUUGUUGUAUGCCCAAUUAUUGAUGUAAUCAGUGACGACACAUUUGAAUACAUGGCGGGAUCAGACAUGACUUACGGAGGAUUCAACUGGAAACUCAAUUUUCGUUGGUACCCUGUUCCCCAAAGAGAAAUGGACAGAAGGAAAGGAGACAGAACUUUGCCUGUGAGGACCCCUACUAUGGCUGGUGGCUUAUUUUCUAUUGACAGAAACUACUUUGAAGAGAUAGGAACAUACGAUGCAGGAAUGGAUAUCUGGGGUGGAGAGAAUCUUGAAAUGUCUUUUAGGAUAUGGCAGUGUGGAGGCUCCCUGGAGAUUGUAACGUGUUCACAUGUUGGUCAUGUUUUUCGAAAAGCUACUCCUUAUACAUUUCCUGGUGGUACUGGUCAUGUAAUUAACAAAAAUAAUAGAAGACUUGCAGAGGUGUGGAUGGAUGAAUUUAAAGAUUUCUUCUACAUAAUAUCUCCAGGAGUUGUCAAAGUGGAUUACGGAGAUGUAUCAGUCAGAAAAGCAUUGAGAGAAAAUUUGAAAUGUAAACCAUUUUCAUGGUACCUAGAAAAUGUGUAUCCAGAUUCUCAGAUUCCACGUCGUUAUUACUCCCUUGGAGAGAUCAGAAAUGUUGAGACAAACCAAUGUUUAGACAACAUGGGGCGUAAGGAAAAUGAAAAAGUAGGCAUAUUCAAUUGUCAUGGCAUGGGAGGAAAUCAGGUAUUUUCAUACACUGCCGACAAGGAAAUUCGCACAGAUGAUUUAUGUAUGGAUGUCUCUAGGCUCAAUGGGCCUGUAAUUAUGCUGAAGUGCCAUCACAUGAGAGGAAAUCAACUUUGGGAAUACGAUGCGGAGCGACUGACCUUGAGACAUGUGAACAGUAACCAGUGUCUUGAUGAGCCCUCAGAAGAUGACAAAAUGGUUCCUACCAUGAAGGAUUGCAGCGAAAGCCGAUCCCAGCAGUGGCUGCUACGUAACAUGACCUUGGGUGCCUAAAAGCCAAGACACAGACUUCGUGUCCUUCCUCAGACCUUGGAAGGGUCUAAUCUGCUCACCCUUCACACAAAAGGAUGUUCUUCUUCCUUUGUGGUCAGUGAAGAGAAAGGGUUUGGAUGCUUGAUUCAAGGCCCACAUGCCAGAAAACUACUUUUUUUAAAAAAAAAUUGCUUCAAAGCAUGGUUGCACUUUCUCUCUCUCUCUCUCUCUCCCUCUCUCUCUCUCUCUCUCUCUCUCUCUCUCAUUUUUUUUUCUACAAGUCAGCUGAACACAUGGACGCUUUAUCCACCCUGGCAUAUACAGUAUUAUGAAGACAUCGCAGUUUUGAGAAAAGCAGACUCCGGAAAAGGGUUACAAAGCGAAAAAUUGCAAGAGGGUGGGGAAGUGGCUUGCUGUGGGUUCUGUCCUGUAAUGUUGCUUGAAAGUGACAAUGUUAAAUGCCUUAUGAAGCUCACUCGCAUUGUGAAAGAUGGUGAAACAUUUGUUUUCCUCAAUUGAUGUACUUGUACCAGUCCUUCAUGGUGACAGAGGAAGAAUCCAUUGUUAAUCUGCUGCCAACCCAUUACCUAUGAAUAGCCCAGCUGAAAAAAUUUCUCAGCAGUAAAUUUCUGUAUAUAUUGGAUGUUUUUCAUGUAUAGUGUCAGGGGAGGCGGGGGAGUGGCAUUUCUGUUUCUGAAACCUCUGUUAAAAUCCACAGAACUGGAUGAAGAAUAUUGCUGGUACGUGGAGUGUGAUAUCGAAUUCACGGCCAAGGGAAGCAGAAGGAAAUGGGAUUGAUGAUACCCACUGGUGCCCUUUGCAAAAUAUAAGUCAUUACAAACAUUGUAACACAUUUGGCCAACUUCCAUAAUCUCACAUUAAUAAUAUAAAAGGCAGCAAGAGCUGUUUAUCCAAAUUACAUGAGAUGCUGGUAGAAGAACAGGUUUAUGAGUUAGACACAAGCUGAUUUCAAGUUGAGUUUGGUUGCAAUUCCUUUUUGUCCUAUUAAAUGUAUUUGAUUUCUAAAGAUCCUUGGUCCCUAGGCAUAAAUAAAACCUGUGUAAUACCGAUAGGUCUAACCUGAAAAUGUCAACAAUGCAAUGCAACCUCUUAAUAAUUAUUGAGAUAUUAUUACAAGACGUAUAAAUCUUCCAAACAUAGCAAGUUGAACUUUUAGCAUAUGACAGCUUCAAGUUCAGGGCUAAUUAAAAACAUGUCUAAUAAAUGUGUCUGGUUUGUAUAUGGAGGACAUGGGAUAAGAUACAACUAUCUAUAUAAACAAUAGUUUAUUUUUUUUUAAGGGGUUUUUUUUUGGUCACAUAUCUCUAUGCCAGGAUGCAAGUAGGAACAAAAUUUAUCCAACAUUAGAACCUGUAUAGUUCUAGUGAGCAUUACUAGGUCAGAAAGUACAUAAACUUUACUCAUUUUUAUCUGAAUUUAAUUUAUUGCAGUUUGCUAUAUCAGCCUCAUGGCCGUGCCUAAGUUUCAGUAGAUUGUGCUAUAUUGGGUAGUAUGGACAGAUCAGUUCCACACUGCAUUAGUGAGAGAUUGAACUGACCCCUUUCACGUUUCAUUCUGGCAUCUUGAGAAAAUGAGAUGGUUCUUUCUAUGUGAGACUGUCUUUACGUUGUUAUCACCCUUCUGUUGGUUUUGAAGGUGCUCAUUUGUCUGCUUUUCCUAUGCCAGAAGCCUUCUCCACAAGUACCAUAUAAGUAUGAUAGGAAAAUGUUCGCAUUUCAGCAGGAUCAGAAGCAAAGGGGCAUAAAAAUAUUGGCCUGGAAUCCAAAUCGGAGUGCCAGAGCAGCUGAGGGAGACAGCAUUCCCUGGAGAAGGGGGAUGGUCUGAUCAGCAGAAGUGGGCAAACAGAAGAUGUAUUCAAGAAUACAGGUAAUCCUUCACCACAGUUGGGACCAGAUUUCCGGAUAUAAAUCAUUGCAGUUGUAAGUUGAGUUGUCCAUGUGAUUGGACCCUAUUUGGCAACUUUGGGGGCAGGGGUUAAACAAAUCACUUCAGUUGUUAAGGGAACCUGUAGUCAUUAAGUGAUUGCCAUUGUUGUAAAUACAGGGUGGGGGGGGGAGACUAUGAUAUGGCAUUGUAAUAUCCAGAAAUGCCAUAAAACACUUGCUGUCAUAUUUUUUAAAAGGUCAUUAAGUGAUUGGUCCUAAUUUGAGGAACUGCCUGUAAUCUGAUGUUGCCAGGAUCCUUGACAAGUAAUGCAGCCCUUUAACUAAAGGGCACAUGAUUCAGUUUGAAGCGUUACUGCUUAUCUACAACAUUCCAGGUUUCUAGAUUGAUCUUGGACAGGCUGGCUGUGGUUUCUGUAUUAUUAAGUGGGGGACGACGACACUGAGAAGCAUUAAAGGUUAGGUUAUUCUGCAAAUUACCUUUUUGAUACUCACCAGCCAAAUUGGCUGAUAAUAUGGCAGCAGGUUUUGUUCCAAAGAAGAAGGUAUUUCCAUUCUCCCCUAUAGGUUUUAAUCCCAAAAUCCGAGUAACAGCAAGCCUCUUUUGCAUCCUAUAGCCACUCUAGCAGCCAUCACGCUUGGAAAAUCACUCUCAUUUAAUUUAAAGGUUCACGUUUUUUAACAAUGAUUUUCUGUGUUUUCCUUAUUGUUGGUGCCAUGUCCUUAAAAUAAUCGGGCUCCAUUUCUUCCAAUCCAUUUUGUUGAUUGGCCACAGUGCCAUUACCACUUUCAAUUUUCACACUUGUAGGGGCAUUUUCAUCCCAUGAACACCAGUCUUCUACUUCUGGUUGUUUAGGAACAGACGAAAAAUCCACAGUAGUUGGCAAAGUUAUUUGGUCUCCACUAAGUCAUAUUGCUCCAGAUCCAUCAAGUAAAGGGUUUUGUUCAACCUCUUGUUAUGUGCAAGCUUAAAUAUAUGGGGUCUGACUUAUUUUUUGAAUAAGACUAUAAAAAAGAACUUAAUCCAGUGUAAGGAAUCAUGAGCAUAAGUCCUAUAUAUAGAUAACAUUAUAAAUACAAAUUAUUCCUGAAGAAAUGUGGCUUGAGCUAAACAGUGAGGAACGUUACUGUUAAGUUAGCUGAAGCUAAUUAUCUUAUUUUUGAUCAUUUAAGAAAGAGGGUCCAAUAUAAGCAAUGCUUUUUCUUAAAUUGUUAAUAGGAUGACAUUAAGAAAUAAUGAAAGUGUUUGUUUCCCUCAAAUGAUAAUGCAAAGGACAGAAACCUUCAAAAGGUUGGAUAGGAAGGGGGUCUUUGAAAGUUUAUAUACAAAGUUCAAAAAAGGGACAGUGGAACCAUCAGGCGAUCACAUCUUCAAUUCCCACAAUUUCAAGAAGGCUUAUUAGGAAUUUUAGGGGCUGAAUCCCAACCCAGUUCAAUCCUGUGCCGGGAUUUUAGCUUAGAGCAGGAAUCAGCAACCCGGGGCUCUGGAGCUGCAUGUGGCUCUUUCAUCCCUCUGUUACAGCUCCCUGUCACCAGUCGGCUCCACAAUUGAUAGGGUUAGGGCUUUUGAUUAGGACAGGUAGAGGAAAAAGAAUGUCAUGCUAGGAGGAGACAAGAAUGUCAUGCUAGGAGGAGAUGAUGCCGGCUGACGGCCUGUUGGGGGAGGGCCUUCUCUGUAGCUGCGCCGGCCCUGUGGAACGAUCUACCCAUAGAGAUCCGGACCCUUACCAU